Molecule: messenger RNA, 2247 nt
Organism: Trichosporon asahii var. asahii CBS 2479
Lineage: Eukaryota; Fungi; Basidiomycota; Tremellomycetes; Trichosporonales; Trichosporonaceae
Exons: 1
Coding region: 1-2247 (748 amino acids)
Biological process (GO): ubiquitin-dependent protein catabolic process
Molecular function (GO): ubiquitin protein ligase activity; zinc ion binding
Source: RefSeq, a predicted model, not a curated record
AUGGAGACCUCGCUGUGGAAGCUGGGCAAUCCACUUCUAGCCGUCUCGCCCUGGCACUCGAAGACGUGGUUCCUCGCCCUCGCGCCACUAGGCCACGGCGCGCAAGUUGCGUCCAUGAUCGGCCUCCUCAUCGCAAGCACGCAACUCGAGACGCUAGACGAGCGCGGCCGAGUGCAGAAGCAGAUCGCCGUCGCGCCCAGCUACGUCCGAUACUGCGCUAUCAACAUUGUCCGGCUCAGUAUCCAUGUGCUGCUCGAGAGCUGGCUCGUGUACAGGCACUCGAGACGGUAUCGGCCGCAGCCUUGGUUGCUGGCGAAUGCGGAGGAGGAGGGGGUGCAGCCCGAAGUUGGCGAUGGGGUGGAUAUGGCACUGGAGUAUCUCAGGCCGAGGGAGGAGGUGGGAAGAGUGCCGACGCCGCAUCCGGAUCCGUCGCCGAGUUAUACCGUGCCGCCGCGGACUGGGGAGACGGAAUCGACCAGCGGAGGCGACGGGAGGGAGAAGGUGGACGAGGUGGCUGUCAAGAGCAUGGAAGGGCAGUUCGAGAAGCUCGAUCAGCUGGAGGUGAGGAUUGACCAGCUGGAGGAGAUGCUUGGCAAGAUGGAGAAGAAGCCCAAGUCACGGGAGGAGGCUAAGGAGGAAGAGAAGGUCGAGGACGACAAAUCCUCCAGCUCAGCCCCCGCUUCCAGCAGCUCGACCAACGCUGUCCCCGUCCUCAACACGAGUUCGGCGGACUCAGCCUCGCUCCCCCGCGCCACGACCUCGUCCAGCACCAGCUCCUCGCCCCUCAGCAGAUCCCGCCGUGCACGCUGCCUUGCCGCCCGCUCCGACUCGCCCAAGGACUCGGACGCCGCGACAGCGGAGCAGAUCCUAGCCGACCCACCAGCACAGAUCGCCGCCUUCAUCCCCUCCGCAGCCGCCGAGGCAGCCAAGCGCCGCGCCGAACGCCUCCAACGCUAUGAUUCCGCCGCGUCCAACGCCGACCUCUGGGUCUGCUGCUGGGGCUUCAUCAUGUGGGUCGUCGGCAUGAUUGUGGCCUUUCCGCCCGAACCUGCCCGUUCCCGCGCUCCCUUGGUCUUCGCAGCCACCAUGGUCAGCAUGGCCAGCAACUGGUUCACGGCGCUGGGCUUCACGGCCUGCUUCCUCCUCUGGAGCCUCGGGUACAUCAUUGUCCUGGUCGCGUGGCUCCUCUGGCACCUGGGGAUUAUCCGGGGCGCGCAGCCAGUCUUGUUCCCGCGGGCAUCUGCUAUGAAGCUCCCCAAGGAAGAGUUGGACAAGUGUCCGCUCGUCAUCUACUGCGCUGAUCCGGAGGAAGAGACGCCAGAGUGGGAAGACCUCCCUGGUCGUCCGCUAGCCCUGGGCGAGAUCGACAGGGAGAAGCUCCCCCAUCCCUUGCGCGUGCUGGGAGUGAACAAGGCAACGUGCGGCAUCUGCCACACCGAGUUCCUGCCCCCCUGCAUCGUGGAGGAACAGGAGGCGUACGAAGUGGAGGUCCUGCGCGAGCUGCCGUGCCUGCACACGUUCCACCGCGAGUGCGUCGACGAGUGGCUCCUCAACCACGCCGACACGUGCCCGUACUGUACCCAGAGCGUGCCCGCCAUGCUGAAAGAUCCGGGCAAGGCGAAAGCCGCGGAACAGGCGGAGGCGCGGGGCGAGGAGUCGGGCGAACUGGCCGAGUUGAGGCGCACGAUGAGUCGAAGGAGAAGCCAGCGGUCUAUUCGCACCAUUAGGUCUGACAGGUCGGCCGUCUCCAUCGCUUCGGCUAGGUCGAACACGUCAACGUCUGCCAAGGGCGCGGUUCGCUCCAUCGAGGCGUCGAGUGAUCCCGCAGACGCCAGCGCCAGCGGCAGUAGCAGUAGCAGUAGCAGUAGCAGCGGCAGUAGCAGUAGCAGUGGCAGCCUGCGUCCCGGCCAAGGCGUAGCAGAAAGGAAGGAGAAGACGGACACGGCCUCAAUCUCCAGCGAGGAUAGUGCGAGCACGCAGCAAUUCCACGACUCGCGCGAAGCGUCCACCCCCACGCCCGUCCCCGCAAGUCCCGCAAGUCACAGUAUGUCCCGCAACGCCUCCCUGAGCACGGCGUACGAGACGGCCGCGAGCUCGCUCGCCCUGGCGAGUAUGAGGACGGCGACGCCUUCCACUCCGAUUGACGUAGCUUGGUCUGACACACCGGCUCGAGUGGACACGCCGGGCACGCCGGGCACGCCGGGCAUGCUCGAGGCGAAGAAGAAUGAGAACGUAGAGAGGGAAUAA